CCCUGCCCCAGCUACGAGAAAUCUACGAUUUAGCCAUGUGAAAAAAAACUGUACUGGGUGGACUUCAGAGAUUAGUACCCAUCUAUUUAGAUGUCACUGGUCUUUAAUUGUUUUCUCUCUCUCUCUCUCUCGUGAGUUGGAACAACAUGGCUGCUGAGAUUGCGCAGAAAGAAUGAAGAGUUAAUAAAAAUUCUGCAUUUUUUCCUCUCUCUGGAUUUCUGAAGGAUCUAGAUUGUGUUUUUUGGAGUCUACCCCACCCCCCACCCCCGUCUUUUUCCCCUCUGUCUCACUCACACACAUUCCCUGUGGAACAGAUAAAGAAGACCUGGGAAGCAGAAAAUGACUGCAGGGCUCAGUAGGGCGAGGUAAGAAGACAUGCAGUCCUUCCGAGACCCCGGGGGCUUCCAAGGCACCCAGCAAAACUUCCAGCAGGUGCGGGCCGACUCCGCCCGCCUGGACACCUACAGGCAACAGAACUCGGUGGCCCAGACCUACGAGACUCAUGGGAUCAGUUCAAAGGAGUAUUACAACCAGCAAACCUACCAGGGUUACGGGAACAACGCCGCCGGCGGUUACUUCAGCGGCACUAAACAAGUUUCUGCCCAACACCCGCAGGGAAGAUCGUCCAAUUAUCAGAGCGGCGGUUACUCCAGACAGUUUCAGAGCGAGGGGCAGCCCUCGAAAUGGGGGUCUCCGGCCUCUUCGGUGGGAGGACUGUCCCAGUACGUGCAAGACUCUUUCAAAGGUUCCGUCCCUUCCACCACCGCCUACCAACAGCAGCACAUGGCGGGCGGCGCCGCCCAGAACCCGCCAGGCCCGCACACCCAUUUCAUGCAGCAGCCUCACCACAAGCCUCUGAUGCAACAAGCCACCUCCUAUGUCCCCAGGCCAGCCCACUUCAACCAGGCUUUUCAGUCCUCGCCCAGCGCCUACCCCGCGGUCCAGGAUUACAGCCACUCCUCCCGCUCCUACGAAGGCUUCGCACAAGUGUCCGCCAGCUCCCGGUACGACCAGCAGAGCGGGGCCGCACCGGACUAUUCCACCCAAGCCGGCUAUGGGUACAAAGCGGCCGUCGCCAAGUCUGGGGGUUACGAGCAGAAUAAAGUGGCUCACAUCAAGCAACAGAACCUCCAGUAUCACAACCAGGCGAAGAUGCACCUGUUAAACCAGUCCCCGCAGGUCUACUACCAGCCCGAUGCCCCUGUGAAAUCCCCCGAGCAAUUCUAUCAGACCUUCAGCCCAACGUCCACCCACUCUCCCGUCUCCACCGUGGUCAGGUCCCCGUCUUACAGCUCGACCCCGUCUCCACUCAUGCCCAACCACGAGGCUCUGCAGUUCGCGCCGCCCUCCGAAGGGAGUUCGGUAGCGCCCGACCUCAAGAGCAAUGUUUCUCACCUGAUGCCCACCGCCGCCAAUUCCACCAGCCGGAGUCCCAGCAAGACCCAGGCUGACGCUUGCAAAGUCUUCCUCAAGGAUAAAAUUCCCGAGAAAUUGCUGUCAGACGGAGCUUUCAGCAGCCUGGUGGCGCUGAGCUCACAGGUGGAAAACAUCCCCAGGACGGUCCAACAGCUCUUGCUCUCCAACACGCUGGCUCCUCACCGGAAGAUCCCCAAACGCCUGCCCAAGAAGGCGGAGUUACCGAAGGAGCUGAAGAGCCCCAAGGAAAGCAUGUAUUCGGAAGAAGCACUGGGCACGCCUCAGUCGGUACAAGCCGACCUGCAGGAGGGGGACUACUCCAGCAGCCCUGAAGAUCAGAUGGAGAAGAUACAUUUCUUUCAGAACCACUCUGCGAAUCUGGACGCACUGAGGAAGAACCUGGACACCAUCCUGGCUUGCUCUGUAGCCUCUCCCAACGAGGUGAUGGCCGAAACCAAAUCGGAUGACCCGGUGCUGAGCGGAGAAAGCUGUCCAACUUCUUCGGGCUUGUCCAAGCUGGCGACAGAUGGACAGCCGGCCCUGUUUGGGAAAGAGGACGCGAAGUCCUCCAGUGUCAUUAUCCUCAAGGACUCCUUCAAGGAAAGGUUGGAAACGGAACUUAAGUUCAAUCAUCUUGAGGAGGACAAAGAAAGCAGGGGCUCCCCGUUAAAUUUGGAUAGCGCCGAGAACUUUUUCGGCCACCUCAUCCGGCCGAAGCGUUCGGCCCAGACUCUGGGCUCGGACUGUAACGAGGGGAGAGUGAAGGGUGAAAACCCAAUGAUGACAAAGAGGUUUGGCGAUGAUAGUUGUAGCGAAUCUCAACUUUUUCCUAGUAGAACGGACUCCACAAACCUGUUACAGCCGUUGGCAGGAGAUUACAAAGAUAACCUGGUCCCCUCUCUGUCCGGCAGUAACCAUCAGUGCUGCUCUUCGCUGAUAUCAAGUGCCUCGCAGGAUCUGGAAAAGCUGAAUCUUUUUGAUUUGCCCGAUAAGAGAGGGAAGGAGCAGUCGGGGGAGUGGGGGGAACUGGAGGCUGACACCCCUGAGUGUGACCUUCAGAAACAGUGCCUCCAGACCGCACACGCCAACUCCAAAGAGCAGAGUCCUUUAGAGGUGGACUUGACUCCCGCACAGUUCACCCAAGCGGUGGAAGGGCCGAGGGAAGCCGACGAGGGAGAUCCUGAGGACGGCGGCGACAGGGAUUCCGAACUGAGACACCGGGCCCCAGAACAGAAGCCGUCAGAGAUCGGCCUGGCGGGUGACGAGGAGCCAGCAGUGGAACCAAACGAUUCCAUGGCCCCACAGGAUCACGCUGCUGCUUUAUCUGAAAGAAAAUCCGUCAUCUGCGAUGUCUCUCCGACGCGACCCGCCGCCAGGGAGGUGGUCUCUCCACACACACACGGGAACAGCGGCGGGGCAGAGGGAAAACAGAGUGGGGCAGAGAGGGGCGAGGAGGAAGUGGGUCCGAAUGCAGGUCCCCGCUUGCUGGGACAUUCCGUUAUCCACGUGGGACCGGCGAUAGCGGCAGAGUCAAAGGUUGACCAGGAGGAGCCCCCGAGAGCUGAGGGUUACACGGACCAUCUGACGCAAGAGGUCCUGGAGUCCACGGCGGCAGAGACAACCGACCUGCCGGCGCUCUCCUCCGACCUUAUCAGCUCGGCGCUGACCGAGAUAGAGAAUGGUCCCACCAAAGUGUCGGCGAGCAGAGGCGCCCGGGUCCGGAGGCUGUCGGCCAGAGCGGCGCAAGGAGCCGGGCCCAGGGGCAAAGAGCAUUCGCCGCCACAGCCAGAAGAUAACAUCCAACAUCUAAAGAUGGUGCCCAGCAAACUGAGGUGUUUGGGGCCUCAGAGGGACCGAGCUAAAAGCAAACCCCCGCAGGAAGGGUACGCUGUCGCCGAGCCCGUGGUUAACACCCCUACCAGAAUGUGCACCCGUUCCUCCACCGCCCUGCUGGACUCUGAACUGACCCUCCAGUCCCGGGCUCUCGUGAGGAGGAGGAUGAGCUCUCAGCGAGAGGACGCGCCACGGGAGAUGAGCUCCAGGCAGCGGUCGCACUCGGAUUCGGACAAGUGUCUGAUCCACAGGCAAGGUACCAACGCAAGUGUCCGGGCGCAGCACCUCGCCGGCUCGGUUGGCCACAGUCGGCCCGCCUGCACCACCCACCCCGACCAACAGCUGAAGGGCCGCGACCCCUUGAGCCAGGAGCCCAAUUCGUAUAAAUCCGUGGUGCUAAGGGCCAGGACCAGGGCUCAGGGAAUGAUUUUGCACAAAGAUGUGAAACAACGAAAGAACUGCGAUCUUACUCCCAGCCGUUGUUUCACCACCAGAAAUAAUUCAUCGGUGACGAGGACUCAAAAACAGUUAACCACCAGGCAAGAGGCGCUGGAUUACAUCGAAGGGGAGGUCGCGGUCGAGAAGUUAAAGACACGAAACUCGGCCUCAAGGCUAGAGGAAGCGGAGGACCAAAGAUUUCCCCUGUCGCAUCCUUUGAAACGAAAAGGUUAUUGCUCGUUUCCGUUAAUCCCAGCCAAAAGGCAACAUCAGAUGUUAAAGGCGAGUGAUACCAGGACGGAGAAACAGAAACAACUGCCUGGCUCUUCCUCGGACACUAAUCCAAGCAGCGCGGAAGAACCCGCUCAAGGUACCAGCUGCGAAGGGAGUUCAGAGUUCGCCAUCAGCAAGGAAACCUUCCAACCUGACCUCAACUGCCAGUCCGGUAUUUCUCUCAAGACCCCGCCGAAGACCAAAAUUCUCCCUCCCCGGAAAGGCAGGGGCCUCAAACUGGAGGCCAUUGUGCAGAAGAUCACCUCUCCAAACUCCAAAUCAUUCGCCUGCAGCAACUAUUCCGACAGCAACGCGCCCUGCCUGACCCUGGAUGAGAUCCUGUCCCUGAAGGAAGAGAAACUGAGCGAAAACGCCAGCGACGAGGCAUCGUCCGAACAGAAUAAACUGGCGGCCAAAGACGCUGCUCCAAAGAUUGCCCUGGUGGAUCUAAGUAAAAAAUGCCUUAUCGCUUCUAAAAGACUCAAAGAGGACAAUGAAUACAGGACACAGGAGAAGGGCAGUCCCCAUGCAAAGACUGAUGUGAAGGUGACCGCGGAGCCAGAAGUUACCGAGGCGGGAGACCAGACCGCGGCAGAGGUGAAGGAGGGGGAGGUCACCACCGCUCCUGACGAUUCACCUCAGCUCUCUUCCCCCUCCUCGGGUUUGGCUCCCGCUUUGGAUCCGGGCGCAGCGGCGGAGCUGGAGGGUGGUCAGGACCCCGUGGAGGCGAAGAGGCAGGCGCCAGCCAAGUGUUGCCUCCCUCCCGCAAAGAGGCGCAGUCACCCGGCGGGGAAUAAGGUCAAACAGACCAAGAGUAAUUCCAAAGUGAAGAGGCCCAGCGGACGAGGCGGCAGGAGGAGGAGGAAACACCUCAAAGGGAGCAAGACCACAAAAACUGCCCACAGGCGCAAGAAGCAGCUGAAGAGAAGGAACCUCCCGCUGGUGGACAGCAAGGAACCGGUGAUCCGCCUGAAGUACGUAUCGUACAAGAUGCCAAGAGCGGGCAACAAAGCCAUGGCUUUUUCCCCUUACGUUCGCGUUGAGAAGAAUAACGCGGUCUCGUCCAUCUGCACCAUCAUCAACACGUUGUCAGAGGAACAGUCCAGGUUCCAGAAGAUGAAGAAGAGGUCCACGGCUUCACAGGCCCCUCUGUCGGUGAGCAAGACGCUGCCAACGUCUUCGGCGAUGUUACCGGGGCCUGUGGUGCUGGAUUCCGCCAAGCAGGGCUACCUGCUCUGCUGCUUGUGUGGAAGAGCCAAGAAUCACAAGGAACUCGGAGACCUGUUUGGACCUUAUUAUCCAGAGGACUACGUCCCGCCAGUGACGAAGAGCCAACACGUCCGGGGGAAAUUUGAGAUCAAGAAUGGGAUUAAGGAAACGCCCAGCAGGUUGUCCGUUGAACCCAAGGUUGUGGACUCGGAGAAUGAGAGCACGGUCAGUAACAGGGAGAAGGGAGCCGAGGUGGAAGAUCAGAGCCCGCUCCGGACCAGCUCAAGAGAGAAGUGCAAAAAGCUGAGCUGCUACUGCUGCGAGAAGACGGCCGAGGACACGGAGCUGAAGAAGGCGAGGAGGAGAGCUGGUGUGGAGGAAGAGCCGCAGCCGCCGGAGCUGCCUCUGGACCCGCAGGAGCGUUGGCUGCACGGGGCGUGUGCGGUGUGGACCAGCGGCGUGUACCUGGCCGCCGGCAAGUUGUACGGUCUGCAGGAAGCGGUGGAAAUGGCCAGUGAGAUGAGAUGCUCUAUGUGUGAGCAGACGGGUGCCACUCUUGGCUGCUACACCAAGGGAUGCAAUCAGAAAUACCAUUAUAUCUGUGCCAUUGAAUCGGGAUGCCAAUUAAGCGAGGAGAAUUUUUCAAUGAAGUGCUCAAAGCAUAAGAGCAUAUUGUCUAAAAUACUAUAACAGCAGGAAAGCUCCACUGUGCCAAGUGACGUUAUCCCAUAAGUAGGUGUUAUAACAGACUGCAACCUGACAACAGUAAAUGAAUGUAUUGUGAAACAGUGCAGUUAAAAGGAUGGAACGAUCAAACAUCUUAAAGCAACAUCACUUAUCCCAAAAUGCCAAGAGGAUACCAAUAGAUUGACAGUCUCAGUCAAUGUAUGUUCUCCUCCAAUGAAUCCUUGCUGUAUUUUUCUCCGAGGGGUGAUGGGGGUGGGAGGGGGGUGGGU
Messenger RNA from Pristis pectinata (smalltooth sawfish), 6125 nucleotides. Its product is annotated as transcription factor 20. Gene Ontology annotation, cellular component: nucleus. The transcript has 5 exons. Gene Ontology annotation, biological process: regulation of transcription by RNA polymerase II; circadian regulation of gene expression. The record is from RefSeq and is a predicted model, not a curated record. Bases 376 to 5859 code for a protein of 1827 amino acids. NCBI's taxonomy places the organism in Eukaryota, Metazoa, Chordata, Chondrichthyes, Rhinopristiformes, Pristidae.